UCUCAAAUUAUAAAUCUCACAAUAGGUGACGCUGUUGCCUAUCAAAGUGCUCUCCCUCCUUUUACUUGAAUGUCCACGUAUCCGUGUGUUGCGCGCCUCUCAUUGAGUCUGAAAAAAAAUAGAGAAGGAAAACUUCAUAGAAAUGGCGGAGGGUGCAACGUCUCUCAAAGGGUUGCGAGCCCAAAUGGCUGCAGCUGCGCAGGCGCAGGCAGAGGAGCGGCGUAGCCUAUCAGGGAACAGCCCAGGACCUGCUGCAAACACCACCAACACAACAGCUAAGACUCAGGGGCCCAGGCCAGUCAUCGACGGCGCUGCACUCAGGAUAGACGACAGACUGAGAGUUGCCAAAGAGAGGCGUGAGGAGGCAGAUAAACAGCAAGCUGCGCGUGAGUCCCAGAUCCUGGAGCGCGAGCGGAAGGCCAAGCUGCAGCUGGAGCGCCAGAUGGAGGAGCGUCAGAGGAAGCUGGAGGAGCAGCGCAGGAAGGAGGAGCAGAGGCGCUCGGCCGUGGAGGAGAAGAGGAAGCACAAGCAGGAGGAGGAGAAGGAGCACUACGAGGCGGUGAUGCGGCGCACCCUGGAGCGGAGCCAGCGAGUGGAGCAGAGGCAGAAAAGGUGGUCCUGGGGAGGACUGGCCACAGACGUCGACGGCCGACCCGGAGACUCUGACGGAGGUGCAUCCUCACCGGUAGCUAUAGUUAUCUCCCCAGCGUCUCCAGAAAAGCCCCCCAGGACCCGACAAGUGGAUAAGCGCUCCACGUCCACAAUGAACCUGAAACAGUCGUCCGAGGCUGGCAUCAGCAAACGCCUCUCCUCUUCCUCCGCAACCCUAAUCAACUCUCCCGACAAAAGUGUUAAGCGGAGGAGUUCGUCUUUGAACCGGUUGCCUAACAACGGCACUGCCUCUCAGCCAACUAAGGAAGCCAGCAAAAAACCUCAGGUGGAACAGACAGGCCCGUCCGUGAAGAAGAGAAGCUCCUCCCUCACACGAGAUGGCAGGGGCAAAACCCCGCCCCCUGCCAAGCUCGAGAAAGGGUCAUCGGACGAGCAAGCUCGCAGGCCCCUGGUCAGCCCCAUGGAAGGAGGGGUCCUCAGUCGCCUGCUCACCCCCACCCAGGCCUCACUAGCUAGGAGCAAGAGUGCCGCCGCCCUGUCGGCCGAAGGAGCAGACGCCCCAGGUAACCCCCCGCCCCCAUCCCCAGGGGAGAAGACCGACCCCCUGUAGAGAGGGAGGAUGCUGCAAGGCACAGAGACCUCCACACACCCCCCGCCCCCGCCCCAUCAGUCGUCUGUCAGAUAUCACCAGCCAGCUAACGUUUCCACACCUUGUCCCCCCUCCCUCAUAAUGUCUCCAGCGAAUCUAAAGCGUGAACCGUGGCUUGGUUGUUGUUGGUGGGUGUGUGUACAGAGCAGUGGUGGCUUUAGAUUAGGUGCUGCUGUUUGUUUUGGGGCCCCUGCUUGCUUGAUUGCUUCUUGAUUAGUU
Molecule: messenger RNA, 1480 nt
Organism: Osmerus eperlanus (European smelt)
Lineage: Eukaryota; Metazoa; Chordata; Actinopteri; Osmeriformes; Osmeridae
Gene: map7d3
Product: MAP7 domain containing 3
Exons: 10
Coding region: 143-1222 (359 amino acids)
Biological process (GO): microtubule cytoskeleton organization
Cellular component (GO): microtubule cytoskeleton
Source: RefSeq, a predicted model, not a curated record